AUUCAACAGCUUGUUAUUUCUGACUCUCUCUACAGAGUAAUAAUCCUCACAUUUUUUAAUGGGAACAGAUAACCAGACGUGGGUGAGAGAGUUUAUUCUCCUUGGCUUGUCCAGUGACUGGGACACUCAGGUCUCUCUUUUUGUCCUGUUCUCCAUCACGUACCUGCUGACAGUGCUGGGGAACUUCCUCAUUGUUCUUCUGAUCAGACUGGACAGCCGACUUCACACUCCCAUGUAUUUCUUCCUCACCAACCUCUCCGUUGUCGAUGUCUCUUAUGCCACCAGCAUCGUCCCUCAGAUGCUGGUGCAUCUUCUUGCAGAACAGAAAGCAAUCCCACGCGUGAGCUGUGCAGCCCAGCUAUUUUUCUCCCUGGGCCUGGGCGGGAUUGAGUUUGUUCUGCUGUCAGUGAUGGCCUAUGACCGCUAUGUGGCUGUGUGUGACCCCCUGCGAUACUCGGUCAUCAUGCAUGGAGGGCUCUGUACCAGGUUGGCCGCCACAUCCUGGGCCAGUGGCUCUGUCAACUCUCUCAUGCAGACCGCCAUCACCUUUCAGCUGCCCAUGUGCACCAACAAGUGUAUUGAUCACAUAUCCUGCGAACUCCUAGCUGUGGUCAGGCUGGCCUGUGUGGACACCUCCUCCAACGAGAUUGCGAUCAUGGUUUCUAGCAUAGUCCUGCUGAUGACACCAUUCUGCCUGGUACUGUUGUCCUAUGUACAGAUCAUCUCCAGCAUCCUAAAGAUCCAGUCCACAGAGGGAAGAAAGAAAGCGUUUCAAACCUGUGCCUCCCACCUCACCGUGGUAGUCCUGUGCUAUGGCAUGGCCAUUGUCACUUACAUCCAGCCCCGCUCUGGCCCCUCUGUCCUUCAGGGGAAGUUGAUCUCUCUCUUCUAUGCCAUUUUGACGCCCAUGCUAAACCCCAUGAUUUACAGCGUAAGGAAUAAGGAGGUGAAAGGGGCAUGGCAGAAACUAUUAGGGAAAUUAUCUGGAUUUACGUCAAAAUUGGCAAUUUGAUGAAUCAUGAGCAUCACUUAGAGAAAAGAGCUUUGCAUGCGUUUUCUCCCACGCAGCUCAGAUAUGGUAGGCAUCAACUGCAUUGCCAUG
Molecule: messenger RNA, 1102 nt
Organism: Hipposideros armiger (great roundleaf bat)
Lineage: Eukaryota; Metazoa; Chordata; Mammalia; Chiroptera; Hipposideridae
Product: olfactory receptor-like protein OLF3
Exons: 1
Coding region: 59-1012 (317 amino acids)
Biological process (GO): G protein-coupled receptor signaling pathway
Cellular component (GO): membrane
Molecular function (GO): G protein-coupled receptor activity; olfactory receptor activity
Source: RefSeq, a predicted model, not a curated record